CGUUUAAAAUUCGAGAACAUGGUUUUUAUCUUUGAAAAAAGCAAACAUUUGAGUAAACUAAAGUUUUUUGUCUGACACCCUUCAGAGUUUAAAACGUCAGAACAUAGAUCGAAAACUCUACGCUAGGAAAUAUAUAUACCCAGUUGUGGAUCGAAAUUGGCCAAUCAGAAAUGCAAGCACAUGACUGUUGAGAUUGACCAAUCAAUGCCGCUUGCCUAUUGAGAAUGUUAGCAAUGGAGUCCUAAGGUAAAAACGAACUCAUUUUAUCUUGACAAUAUUGGAUUUUUCGUGCUUAUGUAGAUAGAUUCCAAAACCGCUAGAUGAAACGACGAUCGGGCUUUACCAAUAAUCCGAAACAUGUCGCCAUUAUAGUUUUUUGCACAAUCUGGGUUUUCUAGCAAAUGCUGCCCGAUAGCAGAAUCGCAGGUUUUAUUAGUAAUUUUGGAUUUGCAAGACCGUCGCCAUCCAAGCCAUUUUCAAGUUUUGUACCACCAAAAGAUUGUUUUCUUUAUUUUCGCGUUUUGAGUGGAUUGGGUUUUGAUGGUAUCGUUAGAGAAACCACUGAUGGCAUGAACAACAAAAGAACUUUUCAGAAGAAGUGAGAUACUAGCGUAUUAUAAAACCCAAUAACCACCAUGCGACUCCCAAGACCUUUUCUUUAAAUGCAUAGAGAAAUGUUUUUAUUUUCGUAAUGCAAACCUUUGUAACGUAAAUAUUUCUUAUUUGGUUGCAUCAAGUCUUUCACAUUUCAAAAUAACUUAAUAAUUCCUCGUUUUUCACACUCAAUCCUUCCGUAUUUCGAUGACUCAAAAUAUUUAUUAAAAUACAUACAACAGCAUAUCUGAAACAUACAAGUCCAAUGUUUACUUUUUCUAUAAUUUUCCUGCAGUAUCAGGUGCUCUUGAAUAUUCUCACGCAUCGUUUCAAAUGUUGGCUAUUUGUUUUGAUACGUGGAUCGGACAUGAACAAGUAUCUAUGCAAAAUGCUUGAUUCGGAUUCUGGAUAAUGAGGAAGAAGAUAUGGUUGUGAGAAUGGAAACGUGAAUCUAGCUAUGGUUCUGACAGCUGAAAUGUGCUGUAAUCCAGCUGUAAAGACCUGCAGAUUCUUUCAACGAUGUUUCUUCUACCUGAGCCUGUUAAUGAUACCUCUUUUGUAUGCAGACGAACAGGGUGCUUCCCCUGGCAUCAAACUAACACAUGACUUGAGAUUUGAAGAUGUUGAAGACAAUGGAAAAUCAUUUUGGUGUAUUGCAAAAAAGCCAUAUCGCAGAGAGAGAAUGGUAAAGUACAGGGAGAUUGUCAAAGAGACAUAUCAGAAGCCAUGCAUGGAAAAUAAAACUGCAAGCAAUAAUUUAUUGACGUUAUGUUCAUUUGAAAAGUAUACGAUCGUACCAAAGAGAAAGAAGAUAAUGGAAACAAAAUACUUCUUUGUUCUUAUCUGCUGUCCUGGUAGAUCGGGGCCAGGAUGCAAACAAGAAUCCAGCUUUAUUGAGACACCCACACAAGAAUAUGAAGAUCAAAGAGUUUCUGACGUCAUUGGAAAACCUAGCAACGCUGACAGAGAAUAUAAAAAGGAAAUAGCAUACGAGAAACAAGGAACCUGUCCUAAAAAUAACGUCACAAUAAUACACGAAAGUUUCUGUAAUGGCUCCUGCGUUAACGAUUCUGCUUGUGAAGGCACAAAGAAGUGUUGUCUUGGCCCAUCUGGUUGCAAUCAAUGUACUGAGCCAGAAGGAAAUAGUUGCGACCCAGAAUGUCUUAAUGGUGGACUUUGUAGCAUGGGAAAAUGCAACUGUUCGCAAGGAUUUACAGGAAAUUAUUGUGAAACAGUCUUGAACCUAACGGCCACACCAGCUAUAUGUCGAGUGACUGGCAAUUCAAAUGUGCAAACAUUCGAUGGAAGACGGUUUCGGAUCCCCAGCAACUGUGCGUAUCAAAUGGCAGGAGACUGCGUCGACAGCACAUUCUCGAUACACAUAAGAAACGAUGCAAAUUGUUCUGCAAGCCUUUUGCCAUGUCAAAGGUCGUUGAACUUGUACCUGGGUCAGAGUGACAUAAAGCUACAUGUUGAGGAUCGCAUGAGGGUGAGCAUCAACGGAAUAAAUGUAUCGCUACCACAUGUUGUUGGUGGAGUGAUCAUUCAACAGAUUGGAAAAUACGUUCUGUUCCAUGGCUGGUCGAAUGUCAUUGUGAAAUGGGAUGGUUUUGCUGGCAUUUAUAUACAGUUUCCCAAAAGUAUGAGGAAUAAAACAUGUGGACUCUGCGGCGACUUCGACAAUUCACCCUAUGAUGAUUACGUCACGAAAGAAGGAGCCCUUACCUCAAGUACGGCAAAAUUCAUUAACAGCUGGAAAAUGGAAGGAGUUACAGAACACUGUCGCAAUGUUUACGACUCUGAACUCAAUUCUGUAUACGAACAGCUUUCACAAUCAAAGAAGACAGAAAUUGACAUUAUAUGCAACAAGCUAAACUCAGAUGUAUUUCGUCCAUGCCAUGGGAGAAUAGACACGGCUCAAUUUUUAACUCAAUGUAGAGAAGACGUUGCUUCUUGCACUGAUGCGCAAAGUUUGAAUUGCGCUUGCGAUGCAUUCACACAAUAUUCCAGAUCGUGUGCCUCAAUAAAUGUAGUAUUGAAUUGGCGGUCACCAAAUCUUUGCUAUAGAAACUGUAGUGAAGGGAGAGAAUAUCAGGAAUGCGCCUCUUCUUGUCCAAAAACAUGUCAGACCAUCAACAGAAACAUUAUUUGCCAAGAAACAUGCGUCGACGGCUGUUUCUGUCCAGAAAACAAAGUUGAAAACAUGGGGAUGUGCAUUGAGGAGAGCGAAUGUCCAUGUGUUCAUGCAGGCAUAGUUUAUCAAGCUGGGCAAAGUUACAGAAAAGACUGCAAUUCAUGUUAUUGCAGUCAAGGUAGAUGGCAAUGUUCAAAUAUUACAUGUCCAGGUGAGUGUUUGUGUGAUGUAAACAUCGAUGUAAAUAUCUUUGUUUAUGUUGAAGAUUCUGUUCCAGUUAGAGGGACUAGCGUAGGUUUAUCUGUUAGGGAGAAUAUGUGUAUGGGUACUUUGUUUUGUUUUCGUACAACGAAUGGUUGUUUCAAAUUUAUCAUUUUAGCAACGUGCACGGCACAUGGAGAUCCACACUUUAUCACAUUUGAUGGGACAAGUUAUGACUUUAUGGGGAUCUGUGAGUAUGUGUUAAUGAGAGAAGACACGGUGCCAGGAAUUUCAGUCACAAUAAGCACUAUGUCUUGUAGUUCAAGUAACCAUGGCUCUUGUCCAAAAGAUGUCACUUUCCAGAUGAAUGGUACUGUUGUUCACAUUGAUGCAAAAUCCCAAAUUUCAGUUCAGGGAUUGAUAACUGUAUUGCCGUAUGCUGGCCCUGGUGUAAUUCUUAGACAGGCAUCGAGCUCUGCAAUUCGCCUUGAGACCUCUGUUGGCCUAGAUGUAAUAUUCGAUAGCGGUUCACAUGUUCGAGUAGUUGUAUCUUCAGAAUUCCGAGGCAGAACUAGUGGCUUAUGUGGAACUUUUAAUGGAAUUCAGCAAGAUGAUUUCACGACACCUGAAGGUGGACACGAGGCUAAUGCUAUUACGUUUGCAGAUUCUUGGAAGCUGGAUUCAACCUGCCAGAAUGACGUCAGCAGCGACCAUCCCUGCAACGUUCAGAUCCAGAGAGCUUCAGAAGCUGAGAAAAAGUGCAACAAAUUAUUGCAAAGUCCAUUUUCGAUUUGUCACAACUACGUUGAUCCGGGUGCAUACAUUGAAACAUGCAAAUAUGACGUCUGUGCAUGUGAAGAUCCACUAAAAUGCUACUGCGAUUCAAUAUCGAGAUACACUGAAGCCUGUGCAAAGCAAGGGGUAGUGAUUCGCUGGCGGGAUAAUAAAGUUAUACCAGAAUGUGUUGUCCAAUGCGAUGGUGAAACUAUUUACCAAGAAUGCGGUAAUGGCUGUGAGAGGCAUUGUAAAGAUCUAACAAGAAGCUUUCCAUGCACUCAGAUCUGUGUACCAGGCUGCAAUUGUCCAAACGGCACUCUUCUGAAUGAAUAUGGCUUGUGUGUUACAAGGAAUCAAUGUCCUUGCUACGAUCAGACUAAUGUUUAUCAGCCAGGCCAUAUUUUGUACCGCAAGGAUUGUUUACGGUGUUUGUGCAAAGAUGGCAUCUUUAAAUGCGAGCAGGAGACGACCUGUGAAAGUUUAGCGUGUCCCUCCAACCAGGUAUGGAUGACAUAUGGAACAGAGUGUGCAAGAACAUGCACAACACUUCAUUUACCAUGUCUUGGCUCGGUUACAACAGCAGGUUGUCGAUGCAAAUUCCCUUUGGUCUGGGAUGAUAGUAUCAAGCGCUGUAUUCACGAAUCCGAGUGCCCAUGUCACCAUCAUGGAAGAAGUUACCAACCAGGAUCAAAGAUUCAAUGGGGAUGCAAUCAGUGCAUUUGUAACAACACAAAAUGGCAUUGCACAAAAAGUGAGUGUGCUGGCUGGUGUUCGGCAUAUGGAGAUCCUCACUAUACGUCUUUUGAUGGCAAAAAGUUCAUGUUUCAAGGCUCGUGUGAGUAUGUUAUGGUGCAAGACUUCUGUAAUGGAAAAAAUGGUACCUUUCGAGUACAAACACAGAACGUUGUUUGUGGUAGUACUGGAGUCACGUGCGCAAAGGAUAUUACUGUUCAAGUUGGGGAUACUGUUCUGCAAAUGGAAAGGGGAAAAGAAAUCACCGCCAAGCCGGAAGUCGGUGCUCUGACUAUGACAGCAAAGUAUGACAUUGUCAGCAGUGGUAUAUAUACAAUACUUGUUACUGAUAUCGGAUUGUCCGUGAUAUGGGAUGGUGGUACUACUGUCUAUGUUUCGCUCAGUCCAACAUAUAAAGGAAAAACUUGCGGCUUGUGUGGUAAUUUCAAUGGAGACAGAGCAGAUGACUUUCAAACCCCAGAGAAUGACGUAUCUGUAUUGGCAACAUCAUUUGGUGAUAGCUGGUCAACACAACAGAAUUGCCCCAAUGCUCAAGAUCCACCAAACGCAUGCGUAUUCCACAAAAACAGAGCACCAUGGGCACAUAAACAAUGCAAUAUUCUCAAUAAAGAACCGUUUAUACAGUGCCACGAGGCGGUGAAUCCAAAACCAUACUUUGAUGCAUGCUUCUUGGACACAUGCUCUUGUGAUCUUGGGGGUGACUGUGAAUGUCUCUGCACUGCAGUGUCGGCCUAUGCAUCAGAAUGCAGUAAACAAGGAGUACAUAUCAGAUGGCGAUCAAAAGACUUCUGUCCUAUGCAGUGUGAUUAUGGUAGCCAGUAUGUAGCAUGUGGUCCAAGUUAUGCAAGAACCUGCGACAACCUUUGCAAGCCGACUCCUCAAAUGCCAUUAACCUGCACCGAAGGCUGCCAUUGUCCAAACGGUACAGUCAAUUAUCAAGGCAACUGUGUUAACCCAAAUCAGUGUCCAUGUAUUCAAGAUGGCGUUGCUCAUCCACCUGGAUCGUUGGUUAUCAGAAACUGUCAGCAGUGCACUUGCAUAAGUGGAUGCCUUGUUUGUAGUGGUCCUACAUGCCGCCCAAGCCUACAGACGACCAUAGUGACCAGCACAGUGAGUCAGUCGACGUCUACAAUGCAAACGAAAGCCAAGUCUAUCUUCGAGCAGUCAACAAAUCUACCUAGUUCAUCUGUAUCAUCGACAACAUUAAUUCCGUACACAGAAGGAACCACACAGUCAAUUGGAACGUUUCCUUUUCCCGCCACACAAAUGUCAACUACAACUGAAGCAAUUCAAGCAACUAGUAAUGCUACGGGAGCAGGCAAUCUUUAUAUUGUAGCAACAACAAAGACUCCAACAACGUCGAGGCCACCUUCAUCAUCCUUGCCUUCAAGCUCAACCCCUUCAGUGACAACGUCCAACAAAACAACAGCGUUGGUGAAUAGAACUACAACAACAACAUCAGCCAGUAGCACUGCAGCAUUAACAAAUCAAACAACAGCAACUCCAACUACUGCGUCAACGAAGAUAAGCAACGUGACUUCCACCGGAUUUGUUCCAACAACAUCUGAGACGACAUCACAAAUCUCAAAUGUCACUACCGUGAAAUCUUCAACACCAACAAAUGUUUCAACGUCGAGGCCACCUUCAUCAUCUUUGCCUUCAAGCUCAACCCCUUCAGUGACAACGUCCAACAAAACAACAGCCUUGGUGAAUAGAACUACAACAACAACAUCAGCCAGUAGCACUGCAGCAUUAACAAAUCAAACAACAGCAACUCCAACUACUGCGUCAACGAAGAUAAGCAACGUGACUUCCACCGGAUUUGUUCCAACAACAUCUGAGACGACAUCACAAAUCUCAAAUGUCACUACCGUGAAAUCUUCAACACCAACAAAUGUUUCAACGUUGAGGCCACCUUCAUCAUCUUUGCCUUCAAGCUCAACCCCUUCAGUGACAACGUCCAACAAAACAACAGCGUUGGUGAAUAGAACUACAACAACAACAUCAGCCAUUGUCCAAUGCGAUGGUGAAACUAUUUACCAAGAAUGCGGUAAUGGCUGUGCGAGGCAUUGUAAAGAUCUAACAAGAAGCUUUCCAUGCACUCAGAUCUGUGUACCAGGCUGCAAUUGUCCAAACGGCACUCUUCUGAAUGAAUAUGGCUUGUGUGUUACAAAGAAUCAAUGUCCUUGCUACGAUCAGACUAAUGUUUAUCAGCCAGGCCAUAUUUUGUACCGCAAGGAUUGUUUACGGUGUCUUUAUAUUGUAGCAACAACAAAGACUCCAACAACGUCGAGGCCACCUUCAUCAUCCUUGCCUUCAAGCUCAACCCCUUCAGUGACAACGUCCAACAAAACAACAGCGUUGGUCAAUAGAACUACAACAACAACAUCAGCCAGUAGCACUGCAGCAUUAACAAAUCAAACAACAGCAACUCCAACUACUGCGUCAACGAAGAUAAGCAACGUGACUUCCACCGGAUUUGUUCCAACAACAUCUGAGACGACAUCACAAAUCUCAAAUGUCACUACCGUGAAAUCUUCAACACCAACAAAUGUUUCAACGUCGAGGCCACCUUCAUCAUCUUUGCCUUCAAGCUCAACCCCUUCAGUGACAACAUCCAACAAAACAACAGCGUUGGUCAAUAGAACUACAACAACAACAUCAGCCAGUAGCACUGGAACAUCAACAAAUCAAACAACAGCAACUCCAACUACUGCGUCAACGAAGAUAAGCAACGUGACUUCCACCGGAUUUGUUCCAACAACAUCUGAGACGACAUCACAAAUCUCAAAUGUCACUACCGUGAAAUCUUCAACACCAACAAAUGUUUCAACGUCGAGGCCACCUUCAUCAUCUUUGCCUUCAAGCUCAACCCCUUCAGUGACAACACCCAACAAAACAACAGCGUUGGUCAAUAGAACUACAACAACAACAUCAGCCAGUAGCACUGCAGCAUUAACAAAUCAAACAACAGCAACUCCAACUACUGCGUCAACGAAGAUAAGCAACGUGACUUCCACCGGAUUUGUUCCAACAACAUCUGAGACGACAUCACAAAUCUCAAAUGUCACUACCGUGAAAUCUUCAACACCAACAAAUGUUUCAACGUCGAGGCCACCUUCAUCAUCUUUGCCUUCAAGCUCAACCCCUUCAGUGACAACAUCCAACAAAACAACAGCGUUGGUGAAUAGAACUACAACAACAACAUCAGCCAGUAGCACUGGAGCAUUAACAAAUCAAACAACAGCAACUCCAACUACUGCGUCAACGAAGAUAAGCAACGUGACUUCCACCGGAUUUGUUCCAACAACAUCUGAGACGACAUCACAAAUCUCAAAUGUCACUACCGUGAAAUCUUCAACACCAACAAAUGUUUCAACGUCGAGGCCACCUUCAUCAUCUUUGCCUUCAAGCUCAACCCCUUCAGUGACAACGUCCAACAAAACAACAGCGUUGGUGAAUAGAACUACAACAACAACAUCAGCCAGUAGCACUGCAGCAUUAACAAAUCAAACAACAGCAACUCCAACUACUGCGUCAACGAAGAUAAGCAACGUGACUUCCACCGGAUUUGUUCCAACAACAUCUGAGACGACAUCACAAAUCUCAAAUGUCACUACCGUGAAAUCUUCAACACCAACAAAUGUUUCAACGUCGAGGCCACCUUCAUCAUCUUUGCCUUCAAGCUCAACCCCUUCAGUGACAACAUCCAACAAAACAACAGCGUUGGUGAAUAGAACUACAACAACAACAUCAGCCAGUAGCACUGCAGCAUUAACAAAUCAAACAACAGCAACUCCAACUACUGCGUCAACGAAGAUAAGCAACGUGACUUCCACCGGAUUUGUUCCAACAACAUCUGAGACGACAUCACAAAUCUCAAAUGUCACUACCGUGAAAUCUUCAACACCAACAAAUGUUUCAACGUCGAGGCCACCUUCAUCAUCUUUGCCUUCAAGCUCAACCCCUUCAGUGACAACACCCAACAAAACAACAGCGUUGGUCAAUAGAACUACAACAACAACAUCAGCCAGUAGCACUGCAGCAUUAACAAAUCAAACAACAGCAACUCCAACUACUGCGUCAACGAAGAUAAGCAACGUGACUUCCACCGGAUUUGUUCCAACAACAUCUGAGACGACAUCACAAAUCUCAAAUGUCACUACCGUGAAAUCUUCAACACCAACAAAUGUUUCAACGUUGAGGCCACCUUCAUCAUCUUUGCCUUCAAGCUCAACCCCUUCAGUAACAACAUCCAACAAAACAACAGCGUUGGUGAAUAGAACUACAACAACAACAUCAGCCAGUAGCACUGUAGCAUUAACAAAUCAAACAACAGCAACUCCACCUACUGCGUCAACGAAGAUAAGCAACGUGACUUCCACUGGAUUUGUUACAACAAUUUCUUCAGCGAGAACAGAAAUUUUCAAUAUUAGCACCUCAACAAGGGCUGAGUCUACAACUUCACGUUUCAAUCUAACAUCUUCAUUUGGUAAAACUCCAACCACAGAACAGAUUCUUUCAACGUUGAUUUUCUCAAAAUCUUCUUCAAAGUUUGGAGUAACUACUGUCGGACAGAAUGUAUCUUUAUCAACUUUGCCUCCUUGCAACGGUGUUUUGUGUAACAAUGGGACUUGUCUACCUAGUGUAUAUCGUUGCGAUGGCGAAAAAGACUGCUUCACUGGCGAAGAUGAGUUAAACUGUCUGCAGAAAUGCGAAGGAAAUCGUGUUUAUAACACAUGCUCCAAUGGUUGUAUUGACACAUGCCAGUACAUGAACAAUACAUGUCAGAUAAGCAGCUGUGUACCAAUGUGCCAGUGUCCUGAAGGUUUAAAGUACAACGGAAGCUAUUGCAUUUUACCUGGGGAUUGCUUUUGUCGAGAUGCCACAGGAAGAUUCAGACGCCCAGGUGAUUCUUGGUACAAGAAUUGCAGUACGUGUUAUUGCUUUAAUAAUGAAAUACAAUGUUCAGCCAUGAUAUGUCCUACAUUGCCACACUGCCCCCAGCCUCAAUACAAAGUUGUUACACCUGCAGGAGAGUGUUGUCCGAAAUGCUUGCUGUCUGAAAUAACUACCAGUGCUACUACAGUUAGUACUUGCUCCGGUUUUCAAUGUGGAAACAAAUGUAUCUCUGCUAAUUGGCUUUGUGAUGGUGAAAGAGACUGUACGACUGGUAUCGAUGAAGCCAACUGCCCAAGCACGACAAACUGUUCACAAUCACUAGGCUUGGAGAGUGGAAAAAUUCCUGAUAACCACCUGACUGCAAGUUCUUCAAAGCUACAUUUUCAUCCCUCAUACGGCCGUCUCAGAUCAGAUAUGACAUUGGCAAAUAAGUCAUGGUGUGCUAGAAAGGAUGACAAAAAUCCGUACUUUCAAGUAAAUUUUGGCUCACUUGUUCGUGUUACGAAACUAGCGAUCCAGGGAAGACCAUUGCAUAAUGAGUUUGUCAGAACAUUCUCGGUCUAUUACAGUAUGGAUGGAGCUCUUUGGAAAAAGUACAUGGUUAACGAAACCCUUAAGAUAUUUAGAGGGAAUGUGGAUGGAGAUUCUAUCGUCUACAACAAGCUGGAAAUCCCUUUCACUUCAAGGUUCAUGAGAAUAAACAUCCAUUCAUUCGAAAAUGCAUCAUGCUUGAGAUUAGAGGCUUACGGAUGCAAUGCAACAGUGCCAACCCCACAACCUACACAGAUAACAACCAGUUGUCCGGAGUAUUCUUGUGAUAACAAUACAAAGUGCAUCCCAAACAGAUGGGUCUGUGACAGAACUUUUGACUGCCUCGAUAAAACAGACGAGUUGCAAUGCAAUCGCACUUGUAGUGAGAGUGAGUUCAAAUGUGGUAAUGGUAAAUGCAUCAAAAGGAUAUUCGUUUGCGAUCGAGACAAUGACUGUGCUGAUGGUACGGAUGAGAGAAAUUGUACUAAUGUAACCUGUAGUAGCACGGAAUUCACUUGUACUAAUGGCAAAUGCAUACCAAAACGGUUUCUUUGUGAUGGUGACAAAGAUUGUCAAGAUGGAGUAGAUGAAGAAAACUGUCCAACUACAGUAACUACCAUAGCCACAACAUCUCCAGGAAACUGCACUGGCUUUUUGUGCCGGCUUUCAAAGAAAUGUAUCCCGAGAAAAUAUGUUUGCGACAACUACGUUGACUGUCCAAAUAGCGAGGAUGAGACAUGCUGUCAAUCGGACACCUACCUGUGUCCGAGCAAUGAUAAAUGCAUACCAAAGACAUACUUGUGCGAUAAAUAUAAGGACUGUCCGUACGGUGAGGAUGAGAAAAAUUGCAAUAUAAGCACGACUACGGUGGCAACGACAAUAUCUACGUAUCCUGCCACCUUGACAUCGGCAGUCUCCACCUUAAUUACAAAUCGUAGCCAGCUCAUCACGACGGCAACAAAACAUGUGACAACCAGCACUUUUCCAUUAGUUUUAAAUCUUACCUCUCCGUUUUCCCAAAAUAUUUCAACCGGUAUCCCUGUCACCAGUGUGCCUAGUACAAGCACAACAGCCCUGUAUACAACAAAAUGUCCAUCAAAUUCGACAUGCCUUUGCACGAGGACUUGCGAUUCCAUGGCUAAGAAUACCAACAGCUGUGCACAGUUUAUUUGUACAGAUCUUUGUAACUGUACCCAAAACUACACAAGGGCAUCUAAUGGCAUUUGUUAUAAUAGACCUAAAUGUCCCUGUGUCCUCAAUGGCAUUGUAAAUAAGGUUGGAUCGGUAAUCAACCACAUAGAGAACUGCACCACAUGUAUUUGCACUGCAUCUGGGUUCAACUGUACAUCUUAUUGUCCCAUACAGAACUGUCCAGAGGAUCAAGAAAUCCGUCACGAAAGAGAUAAAUGCUGCUUCUGUUCACCGACCAAUGUUACCACUUUAGUUCCAGCAACUACUCCCUAUUAUUCUACACCCUCAACUCCUGCCCUUGUCUCCGAAUGUCUGGUAAACGUUACAAAUGUUAAUUUCACAAAUGACGAUGGAUGCAAGUCCGUAUCAACACUCAUGCAGACAAGUUGCUCUGGAAAAUGUGCUUCGGAGUCCUGGACAAAGUUUAACGAAGUUGUUCUUUUCAACGACUGUCGAUGCUGUAAAGCGACUGGGUACGAAAGCUACACCGCCCAGCUUUUCUGUGGAAAUGGCACCGUGGUAACCAUGGACUAUCUUGUUAUUACAAGCUGCCACUGCAAAGGCUGCAGUUAUGAUUUACUUGGUACGACAGCACCUUCUACUAUGACUGCUGAAAUGAAUUCAUUUAAUAAAAACUCCCGUCUGUUUUUGGUGAGUAUUCUAAGAGGGUUUCAUUGUUUUUAUCCUCCAGCAACUGCUUCAGUGAAAACCAUUGCGCCUUCGGAGAGGUUAAUCGUCACUGGUAGUGUUUCAGUAACACCAACAUUUACACAGCAGACAGCUAAACAUAAAACUGAUGUAAAUUCCUUUCAAAAAGGCUGUAAUGUAACGAAACAUACCAGAAUAAUUGAAACUAGUAAUGGAUGCCGUUCCGAAUUCCCGGUUAUAAAGACGUCAUGUGAGGGGAACUGUUUCUCGAGCUCGCACUUUGAAAAUCUGAGCUUACUUUCUGAAUGUAACUGUUGCAGGCCCUUAAGUUACAAAAUACUAACAGUAAGGUUAAUAUGUAGCAACAGUACCACUUUAGACUAUCCUUUUAUGCGCAUCGUGAAUUGCUCUUGCCAAAUCUGUAGUAGCGACCAGACUUAACUAACAAGUAGGUUACAAAUGGGGUAUUGCAUAUUAAAAAAUGUUUGAAGAUUUUUUUUUUCGUAUAGAAUCCAGGAAGCGUCACCAAAUUUUGAAUCUGGGUAGUAUAUAAGUAGAUAUUUACCAGGAAGCGUAUUUGAAUUCUUGUUGAUGGAUUGUAAAUUAUAGGCUGACUGACGGUGGAUCGUAAGUUAUAUAAUACUGCUGAUAUGUCUAAUGUCUUGGCUUUUGGCGAAGCAGCAUUAUUACCAAACUUUUUCGAUUUUCCCUAAUAAAAGCUAAAAAGCCAGUGAUUUUUCAAGCAGAAAUGGUUCAUUUUAUCUUUCUCUUCUGCAUUUUCAACAAUAGUAGUCUGCCAAAGCAAUCGCCAAUUCCUGUAUUUCCGUGAAUUAGGUUAUUGCAAAUUCAACAAUCAUCCUGAGGCUUCAUACUUUAAGGAGCAUUGGUAAACACACCUGGUAUAACGCCUGCGUAGCUUGGAUCUCCUUUUUGUAACGUUUAGUUAGGUUAUAGUUAGGUCUUGUCCAGUAGGAUUAAGGUCACCAACAAUGUCUCUGCGAAAUGAAUAGUAAAUACCUAAUUUUCUAUUUGUUUGCCUUAUUACUUUUUAAACGACGUUAAAAGGACACAGUCUUCAAAAGGAUUUAACAAGAUGAACCUCUUCUGGAGUGUAGCAUUCAAUUAUGCACUACGUACGAAAACCUGGAUUUGCACAAAAUAUGACGCAGACUCGACAUUUUCAUUCUAUCAGAAGUAUUUAGAUGUUUCAGAGAAGAAUUCCACCUCAAAUUAAUAUCCCUGUUCAAUACCAUAAUCAGAACCUUUGAAUUUUUAAUCUUGACAAUUUUAAACCGAAGCAUUUGUUGCAAUAGUGGUCCUGAAAAGCCAGCUGACUAAUAAUAUCGUCGAUAUAUUAUCAAAUCUUCGUACAUAACAUU
This is a messenger RNA of Rhopilema esculentum, 13110 nucleotides long. The record is from RefSeq and is a predicted model, not a curated record. Lineage: Eukaryota; Metazoa; Cnidaria; Scyphozoa; Rhizostomeae; Rhizostomatidae.